Molecule: messenger RNA, 3001 nt
Organism: Aphidius gifuensis
Lineage: Eukaryota; Metazoa; Arthropoda; Insecta; Hymenoptera; Braconidae
Product: transmembrane channel-like protein 7
Exons: 3
Coding region: 453-2783 (776 amino acids)
Cellular component (GO): plasma membrane
Molecular function (GO): mechanosensitive monoatomic ion channel activity
Source: RefSeq, a predicted model, not a curated record
GACUAAAAGUCAUUAAAUCAAUUUUUUUAUUUUGUUGAAAGGGGUGAUUUUUAGAUUAUCUAUUUUUUUUUUUUUUAGUUGAAGAUGUCUGGCAUGACAACAGAACUUUCAUGUCGCUAGGCGAGCUAUUUAUUUAUUUAUAUUUUUCAUUAUUAAAAAAUAAUAAUAAAUAUUAAUUUUGAUUGUUGUCUUGUUGAUGUUUAUGAUCAAGUGAUAAAUAAUUAUAUGAAAUAUAAUAAUGACGUGUAAUUUUAAGAUUAAGUGUUUUUAAAAAUUUUUGAUUAAAUGUCAGAUGAUAAGAUGAUGAUUAAUUGAUUGUCAACAAUGUAUCAACAAUCCAUCAAUGUUUACAAAUAUUAUAAGAUAUAUUUAUCAGCAUUAUUGGUGUUUUGUUAAUGAAAAAUAUAAAACAUAUUUUAAUAAGUGAGUAAUAAGUGCAGAUUGAUUAAAAAAUGUCGGGUGGUGAAAGAAAAAAACGUGAUAAAAGACAAGGUUGGGAAGAAGCUGGAGCUGAAUUUUAUCAAGAAAGUUAUCCAGCAGCUGCUAUUGAAGCUGAUUUACAACAAGCACUUCAACGAGAUCCAUCACAUAUUGCCACAUUGCUUCCAAGUAAAAAAUCACGUGUUGCAACAACAAAACGUAUUAAAAAUGAGCCAAGAACAACACUCAGAAGACGAACAAGUACACGUUCAAGAGCAGCUACAAGUACUGUCAGAAGAUUAUCAACAAAUAUACCAGAUCCAAUAAAUUGUUCAAUGCUACCAGAUUUAUCAGAAAAUUUAUCAAACGAAGAAUUAACAUGGGAAGAAAUAAUGCAAAUUAAAUCAAUGCCUGUUUGUAUGGCACAAAAAAUACAAUUAAAACAACAAUUACAGAAUGCAACAAAAUUAAGACUUCAAGGUUUUGAACAAUUAAAAUGGCAAAGAAGAAAAGUUUGGCAACAAUUACAAGAAAAAAUUAAAGAAACAUAUUCAAAAAUUGAAUUAUGGAAUACUAGUUUUAAAAAAAUUGGUGGUAAUUUUGGUAUGGGUAUUGUUGCAUAUUUUUUAUUUAUAAAAUGGCUUAUGUUUUUAAAUAUAAUAAUAUUUUUAUUGAUAUUUUUAAUAAUUGUAUUACCAACAAUUUUAUUAACAACAGAAAUUGAUAAUUGUAAUAUAUCAAAUAAUAAUGAAACAAUAAUAUCAUGUUGUUCAGAAAAAUAUUGGAAUAGAACAGCUGAUGGAAAUAUAAUAAUUGAUUUAUUAAAAGGUAAUGAAUUGCUAGAAAAAACAUUAUUAUUUUAUGGUGUUUAUCAAAAUAAAUUAUAUCAUAGUAUUGAUGAUUCAUCAACAACAUAUGAUUUACCACUUGCUUAUAUUAUUUGUACAAUAUUAUUUUUUUUAAUAAUACUAUUGGCAAUUGUAAGAUCAGCUGCUAAAGGAUUUAGAGAAAGAGUUAUUGAGGGUGAGGGACAAUUUUAUCAGUAUUGUAAUUUAAUAUUUGGUGGUUGGGAUUAUUGUAUUCAUAAUGAAGAAGCAAGUGAUAUUAAACACAAAGCAAUAUACAAUGAAAUUAAAGGUUUCCUCGAAGCUGAAAGACUCGAUGAAGAACGACAAAAUCGUACACGUGAAGAAAAAGUUAAAUUAUUUUUCAUUCGUUUUAUUAUUAAUUUAUUUGUACUUGUUGUACUAAUAUUAUGUGGUAUAUUUAUUUAUUUUAUCAUUGAUAUAUCAUUUAAACAAGUUAAUAAUAAUAAUAAUUUACAAAGUAAUGAUAAUUAUUUAUCAAUUCAAAAAAUUAUACAAAUUGGUUAUGAAUUUUUGCCAUAUAUUUGUAUUGUCGGUUUAAAUGUUGCUGUACCAUUUCUAUUUAGAAAUCUUGUUAAUUUUGAACAUUAUAAACCUCUUAAUGUCAUACGUUUUACAUUAUUUAGAAUUAUAUUUUUACGUUUAGCAUCAUUAAUUGUAUUGCUAACAAGUUUUUAUAAAAUAAUUGUUGUUAAAAUUGAUGAUGAUAAAUGUACAAAUGCAAAUAGACCAUUAUGCUGGGAAACAUUUGUUGGUAAACAAUUUUUAAAACUUUAUAUUACUGAUUUAUUAACACAAUUUUUUUUAACAUUUUUUAUAAAUUUUCCACGUUCAUUAAUAGCACGUCAUACAAAUAAUAAAAUAAUAAAAUUUAUUGGUGAACAAAAAUUUGAUUUAUCAAAUCAUGUACUUGAUAUAAUAUAUUCACAAACAAUAUGUUGGCUUGGUACAUUUUUUGUACCAUUUUUACCAUUAAUUGCUGUUGUUGGAUGUUUUUUUUUAUUUUAUAUUAAAAAAUUUGCAUGUUUAAUUAAUAGUACACCAUCAAAUCAAGUAUACAGAGCAAAUCGUUCAACUUCAUUAUUUAUGUUUGUAUUACUUUUAUCAUUUUUAUUAGCAAUAAUACCAGUUGGUUAUUCAAUUGCUGAAAUAACACCAUCGAAAUCAUGUGGACCAUUUCGUAAUUUAGAUACUGUUUGGACAUUAAUCAUUCAAACAUUUACUAAAUUUCCAAAUUGGAUACAAAAUAUAUUAUUUUUUAUUGGUACUGCUGGUUUUGGUAUACCAGCAUUUAUUGUAUUAUCAUUAUUAUUAUAUUAUUAUUAUGCUGUAUCAAUGGCUAAUAAACAUAUGGUUGUUGUAUUGAAAAAUCAACUGGUACUUGAAGGACAUGAUAAGCAAUUUUUAUUAAAUCGUUUGAGUGCAUUCAUAAAACAACAACAAGAACAAAGCAAAUAUCAUCAUGAACAAUCUAUUGAAAUUGGAAAUUUUAAUUAAUUAUUAUUCCAAUUUAAUUGACAUUGUCUUUAAUUUAAUUUUAUAAUAAUUACAAUACCAAAGAGUGAUAGAUCCAAUUUUUGGAAGUAUUUAUGUAAUUUAUAAAAAACAAAAAAACCAGAAAAAAAAAACAUUUUGAUGAUGUAAAUAAUAUUUAUACUUGAAGGAUUUAAUGAUUAAUAUUUAAAUCAUGAUAAAUCAUGUCAAUAAUAAUAGUA